AUCAGCGUGGUAAGUUUGCAGAACCUGACAGCCAGUCUCGGCCAGCAGGGAGCUCACUUCUUUCAGCUUUUCUGAGGUUGCAAAGUCCACUGUCGCCAUGUCUGACACAGAAGAAGUUGAGCAGGUCGAGGAAUACGAUGCCGUAGAAGAGGAGGUAGUAGAGGAAGUAGAGGUGGCCCCUGAGGCGGCCCCUGAGCCAGAGGCAGAGCCAGAACCAGAGCCAGAGCCAGAGCCAGAACCAGAACCAGAACCAGAGGUAGAACCAGAACCAGAACCAGAGCCUGAGCCUGAGCCUGAGCCUGAAGAGGCCGUUGAAGAGGAAGAGGAGAAGCCAAAGUUCAAGCCAUCCGCUCCUAAGAUCCCCGAUGGUGAGAAAGUGGACUUUGAUGACAUCCAGAAGAAACGUCAGAACAAGGAUCUGGUUGAGCUGCAGGCUCUGAUCGAUGCUCACUUUGAGUGCAGGAAGAAGGAAGAGGAGGAGCUGAUCGCUCUCAAGGAGAGGAUUGAGAAGCGUCGCGCUGAGAGGGCUGAGCAGCAGAGGGUCCGUGCUGAGAAGGAGAAGGAGCGCCAGGCCAGACGUGAGGAGGAGAGGCGGAUCAGGGAGGAGUCUGACGCCAAGAAGAAGGCAGAUGAGGAGGCUAAGAAGAAGUCGGCUCUGUCCAGCAUGGGCUCCAACUACAGCAGCCACCUGCAGAGGGCUGACCAGAAGAGAGGAGGAAAGAAAGAGACUGAGAGAGAGAAGAAGAAGAAGAUCCUGGCUGCCAGGCGCAAGCAACUCAACAUCGACCAUCUGAACGAAGACAAGCUGAAGGACAAGAUCAAUGAGCUGCAUGAAUGGAUGUGCCAGCUGGAGUCUGAGAAGUUCGACCACAUGGAGAGACUGAAGAGGCAGAAGUAUGAGGUUACAACCCUGCGUAAGAGAGUGGAGGAGCUCAGUAAAUUUAGCAAGAAGGGUGCCGCUGCCCGUCGCAGAAAGUAGACUGGUAGGCCCAGCCGCUGCGCAGAAACCAAACUGCCAUCAUCUCGGACACACGCCUGAUGAACUAACUCAUUCUGUGGCGAAGGUCGGCAUAGCUGAGAAGACGCCAAUAAAGCUGAGGUUUACCCUGCAACUAUCAAACCACGUCCAGACACACGCCAUCAAGAGCCUUUAGCUGGCAUUUUAGCUCUAAGAAUAAAAUCUACUUAACUUACUUGCCAUCACGCUUCCUCGCCCUCGGCUGUUUGGUUCUCAAGAUUUUUGUAAAUAAAGUGUGACUCUUCAAGCCCUGUCUGUAGAUCUGUUGUCAUUCACAAAUCAAUAAAGUUCAGUAUUUUUAGACAUG
This is a messenger RNA of Sphaeramia orbicularis (orbiculate cardinalfish), 1325 nucleotides long. It is a transcript of the gene tnnt3a, whose product is annotated as troponin T type 3a (skeletal, fast). Bases 98 to 979 code for a protein of 293 amino acids. Gene Ontology annotation, biological process: sarcomere organization; muscle contraction; regulation of muscle contraction. Gene Ontology annotation, molecular function: troponin C binding; tropomyosin binding; troponin I binding. NCBI's taxonomy places the organism in Eukaryota, Metazoa, Chordata, Actinopteri, Kurtiformes, Apogonidae. The record is from RefSeq and is a predicted model, not a curated record. Gene Ontology annotation, cellular component: troponin complex. The transcript is spliced from 15 exons.